AUGGUGUGGCUGUUCAACGUGCCUCCAAUGCUUGAGCUCGGCCGCACUGAAACAGCUGUGAACAACUUGAAUCCAGUCUUCGGAGUAAAGUUCCAGGUGGACUACCACUUUGAGGAGAUCCAGAAGCUUCGCUUUGCCAUGUUCGAUGAAGACAAGUGCGCCUCUCAGCUCUACGAACACGACUUCCUCGGAGAGUUCAUUUGCACACUCGGGGUGAUUGUGUCCAAUAAAAAGCUCCACAGACCAUUGAUCCUAGCCAAUGGGAAGCCAGCUGGCAAAGGAUCCAUUACAAUAACAGCUCAGGAGCUGUCUGACAACAGAAUCAUCACUCUGACCCUGAGUGGGCGUAAACUGGAUAAGAAGGACUUCUUCGGGAAGUCGGACCCUUACUUGGAGUUUCACAAACAAGGGGAAGAUGGUAAAUGGAUGCUGGUGCACAGGACGGAGGUCAUAAAGAACACUUUAGACCCGUCGUGGAAAUCGUUCACUGUGCCGCUCAUCUCUCUCUGCAAUGGAGAUGUGGAUAGAAACAUCAAGGUUCUGUGUUAUGACUACGACAAUGAUGGAGGCCAUGACUUCAUCGGAGAGUUUCAAACUACGGUUUCCAAGAUGGCUGAAGCCGUGAACUCAGUGGAGGUGGAGUUUGACUGCAUCAACGCCAAGAAACAGAAGAAGAAGAAGAAUUAUAAGAACUCUGGAAUCAUCAUUGUCAAGUCGUGUAAGAUUACAAGAGACUACACCUUUCUGGAUUACAUACUGGGAGGAUGCCAGCUCAUGUUUACUGUGGGUAUUGACUUCACAGCAUCCAAUGGGAACCCCCGAGAGCCCUCCUCCCUCCAUUACAUCAACCCACUGGGCAGCAACGAGUAUCUCGCUGCCAUUUUAGCUGUGGGACAAAUCAUACAGGACUAUGACACCGACAAAAUGUUUCCUGCUCUGGGAUUUGGAGCUCAACUCCCACCAGACUGGAAGGUGUCGCACGAAUUCGCCAUCAACUUCAACCCCACGAACCCUUUCUGUUCAGGUGUGGAGGGCAUCGCCCAGGCCUACUCCACCUGUCUCCCUCACAUUCGGUUCUACGGCCCGACAAACUUUGCUCCAAUCAUCAGCCACGUAGCGCGUUUUGCCGCCCAGGCCCUUCAACAGGAGAAAGCAGCGCAGUACUUCACUCUCCUCAUAAUCACAGAUGGCGUCAUCAGCGAUAUGGACGAGACCCGUCACGCCAUCGUGCAGGCGUCUAAACUACCCAUGUCCAUUAUCAUAAUCGGCGUGGGCAACGCAGACUUUGCUGCCAUGGAGUUUCUGGACGGAGACGCCAGCGUGUUGAGGUCCAACUCCGGAGAGGAGGCCGUUCGGGACAUUGUGCAGUUUGUCCCGUUCAGGGAUUUCCGUAAUGCCCCCAAGGAGACUCUGGCCAAGUCGGUUCUGGCUGAGCUGCCUCAGCAGGUCACUCAGUACUUUAAGCAGCGGAAUCUCCCGCCCAUCAACCCGGCACCGGAGUGAGACGCCGUGCAGACGAGAGCCCCGCACGCUUGUACCAUAGCUCAACGAAACCUGUCCUCUCCUUAACGACAAACAAACCAGAACGAAAAGUGUGUGUCCGCUGUGAAGAAAAAAAAAAAAAACCAAAACACUGAAAACCUCCCAGUCUCUGUAUUAAAAUAAGAAGAUAGCUCGGCCUGUUUCCAGUGUGAAUCCAUCAGACGUGAUUUUUCUGUGUCAAAGCUUCGCAGCGCAGAUCUUUGGUGACGGUGUGUAACGCUCAGGUGUGAAGUGAGGGCAGGUGUCAGCCAACGAGGCAGGAAAGGCAAAAUAUUUGAUUCAUCAGGACGUAGGUUGUUUUUUUGGCUUUUUGCAUGUGUGUGUGUGUGUGUGUGUGCGUCUUGUGACUGAGACCAUGUGAUGCAGGCCGCCCCUCGGUGUUACCUCCUCUCUCAGCUGAAGUGUAUCUGUGGUUGAAUCCUCUCCUGUCGUUGUGUGGAUGGUUUUUUCCGGCAGCAGAUCAGACGAGCUGAACAGAGCAGUGUCUUCACCUCCUCCGGCCCCGGGGAAGGUUUUGAUCCCCUGUGGUCCUGGAGGCAGGUUUAAAGCUCCACUGUGUCGAUGUGAUGGGCGGACUGAGGUGUGAGCAGCAGCAGAGGUCAGAUGUGAGAGUGAACUCCUCCGGCUCUGAAACACUCGGGGCCCCUUUUUGACCCCCUCGUAUUUCCAAUGACUUUGGUUCAUCCUGCAUGUCGUCGAUAUCGUCUCACUGUUUACAACGUUCUGAUGCUGAUGAUCACUAACGCAUGAUUCUUUUUUCAGAUGAUGUAUUUAAUAGAUUUUUUUGUAAAUAUUUUAAUCACGUGGGAACAAAUACAGGAAGUGUUUCAUGUCAGAAUUUUAACGAGCGGAAGCAGACAGGAAGUUUCUGAUAUGCAUGUACAGGAUAUCGAAUGUAUAUUUAUAUGACGCUGUUCAUGUUCUGAUAAGCCGAUGUUUUUAAUGUACUUUUUAUGCAGUGCUGAAUUGUGUAAUGAAACUGCUACCACGUGUGUUACUGUGCAUCUUUGUAAUAAAUGUGAUAUUCGUUUUAUAAAGUUGUGUCUAUGUCCACGCUCAGGUUAAUAAAGUCUAGAAACGA
Molecule: messenger RNA, 2623 nt
Organism: Paralichthys olivaceus (Japanese flounder)
Lineage: Eukaryota; Metazoa; Chordata; Actinopteri; Pleuronectiformes; Paralichthyidae
Source: RefSeq, a predicted model, not a curated record